Molecule: messenger RNA, 2917 nt
Organism: Phacochoerus africanus (Common warthog)
Lineage: Eukaryota; Metazoa; Chordata; Mammalia; Artiodactyla; Suidae
Gene: NMD3
Product: NMD3 ribosome export adaptor
Exons: 16
Coding region: 134-1645 (503 amino acids)
Biological process (GO): ribosomal large subunit export from nucleus
Cellular component (GO): nucleus; cytoplasm
Molecular function (GO): ribosomal large subunit binding
Source: RefSeq, a predicted model, not a curated record
CGAGCUCUUCUCGCGAGAUCGUCACCAUACCGGAGUCAGCUGUGUUGGCCUCUGACUGGGCAUUGAGAAGUGUUUGGGCGUUCCUUUUGGGGCUCCUCUGGAUCUGGCCCAGAGGCAUUAAGUAUACAGAAAAAUGGAGUAUAUGACAGAAUCCAUCAACCGUACACCUGGACACAUCCUGUGCUGCGAUUGUGGUGUCCCAAUUAGUCCAAAUCCUGCCAAUAUUUGUGUGGCUUGUCUGCGAAGUAAAGUAGAUAUCAGCCAAGGCAUUCCAAAACAAGUUUCUAUAUCUUUCUGCAAACAGUGCCAAAGAUAUUUCCAGCCACCAGGAACUUGGAUACAAUGUGCAUUAGAAUCCAGGGAACUUCUUGCUUUGUGUUUGAAAAAAAUCAAAGCUCCUUUGAGUAAGGUACGCCUUGUAGAUGCAAGCUUUGUUUGGACUGAGCCCCAUUCUAAGAGACUUAAAGUUAAACUGACUAUUCAGAAAGAGGUAAUGAAUGGUGCUAUCCUUCAGCAAGUGUUUGUGGUGGAUUAUGUUGUUCAGUCCCAGAUGUGUGGAGAUUGCCAUAGAGUGGAAGCUAAGGAUUUCUGGAAGGCUGUGGUUCAAGUCAGGCAAAAGACUGUGCACAAAAAAACUUUCUACUAUCUGGAACAAUUGAUUUUGAAAUAUGGGAUGCAUCAGAAUACACUUCGUAUCAAAGAGAUUCAUGAUGGUCUGGAUUUCUAUUAUUCCUCAAAACAACAUGCUCAGAAGAUGGUAGAAUUUCUUCAGUGUACGGUUCCCACUAGGUACAAAGCCUCACAGAGACUGAUCUCUCAGGAUAUCCAUAGUAACACAUACAAUUACAAAAGCACUUUUUCUGUGGAAAUUGUUCCAAUAUGCAAGGAUAACGUUGUUUGUCUGUCUCCAAAACUGGCACAAAGCCUGGGAAACAUGAACCAGAUUUGUGUGUGUAUUCGAGUAACCAGCGUCAUCCAUCUCAUAGAUCCAAAUACCCUACAAGUCGCAGAUAUUGAUGGGAACACUUUCUGGACUCACCCUUUCAAUAGUUUAUGCCACCCCAAACAGCUUGAGGAGUUCAUUGUUAUGGAAUGCAGCAUAGUCCGAGAUCUAAAACGCAGUGCAGGUGCAGGAAUGAUAUCAAAAAAGCAUACCCUCGGGGAAGUCUGGGUACAGAAAACAUCUGAAAUGAAUACAGAUAAACAGUAUUUUUGUCGCACUCAUUUGGGACAUCUUCUAAAUCCUGGAGACCUGGUAUUGGGGUUUGAUUUGGCCAACUGUAACUUAAAUGAUGAACAUGUCAACAAAAUGAAGUCAGAUAGAAUCCCAGAUGUGGUAUUAAUCAAGAAGAAUUAUGACCGUACCAAACGUCAGCGUCGUAGAAACUGGAAACUGAAAGAACUUGCAAGAGAUAGAGAAAACAUGGAUACAGAUAAUGAAAGGCAAUACCAGGAUUUCCUUGAAGAUCUUGAAGAAGAUGAAGCAAUUAGAAAAAAUGUGAAUAUUUACAGAGAUCCAACCAUUCCUGUAGAAAGUGAUACAGAUGAUGAAGGAGCACCUCGAAUUAGUCUGGCUGAGAUGCUUGAAGACCUUCAUAUUUCUCAAGAUGCUACUGGUGAAGAAGGUGAAUUGAUGAUGACAUGAUGAGAUAUUGUGGAUGGUUUCCACAUCCAUAGGCUCAGGAUGCUGGACAAAAAAUAACUGUCUAUGCCUUCAUAUUGAGAAAGGAGAAAUUUAGUUUUAAACCUGAAAAAAUAUGAGUAUUUUGGUUGCUCACUGUAAGUACUGAAAAAGAGUGAUGGCUUUGAAGUUUUAGAUAAAAAAUUAUGGAGAAUGUAAUUAUUAUUGAUAUUUAGGCCAUUUUACUUAGGGAAUUUUAUCAGCUUUCUCUUUUAUGAGACACCAGCAGUUUCACUAGUAGUACUUUAGCUCUGGUUUAAAAGCCCACAAGUUGUAAUUCCUUAAAUUACAAGGAAUUGAAUUACAAUCUUCCAGCAUAAAACAGGCAUUUACAUUCUUUUUAUAUUGAUUACUUUAGUAAGAUAGCAUACAAAGAAAAUAAUUUUAAUAUGAACUAGCUAUGCACUUUGAUCCACUUCAGAUCAUUUUAUGUCUUUGGGACAGGAAAGUUGGGGUUCAGUUUAUCUUUAGACGAUUUAGUGGGAAAGUGAAUCUUUUUUUAUUCAUAAUAUUUACAUCUUUAAAAGCUGAUAAGCUGGGGAUUAUCUUUUUUUUUGCAGAAGAAAGUAUAUUUAAAAUAUUUGUAGAUUUAUAGCAAAAACAGAAUAUUUAAAGGUUAAAUAACAAUUUGUAUCUGUAUUGUUUUGGACUGUGCUACUAGCUUAGUGCAGUAGCUGCUUGUGUCAUAAAAAUGUCUUAUCACUUCAAGGAUUUUACUUUUAAAAUUGUGGUUUACAAGUUGAGAAGGAAUUAUUUCUAUGUAAGUUUCUAUCAUUGAACACAUCACCAUCAAAAAGAAUAUUAGAAUCUAGCAUAUAAAUGAUGAAGUAAUAAAAAAUAAUCUUCAUGCUUUAUAAAACCACGCACGAAUCAGAUUUGAAUGAGGAAUGCCUUCCUCAUCUUGGAAAAGCAUUGGCUUGGAUUUUGAAGUGUUCUGAAAAUGAAGUAUUAAGAUCUUAUUUUUGUAAGCAAAAUCAGACUUACUAAGCAUGCCAAAAGUAAGCUAAUUCAUAAAUUUAAUAUAUAUCAUUAAAUAAGGAAAUUGAGUAUGUGCUGAAUAGAACACUCUCCUUUUUUAAAAAUUAGACUCUCAUUCUGAAGUUAUAAAGAAAGGCCUAUCCUUUCAAUAAAGUAGCUCCUUUUCUGUUUGCAUAUUUCAAGUUUUAAUUUGUGAUCUGUUUACUCCUUCUAUGUCAAGACUUUAAAAAGCAUGAAAAUAAAAAUGUCCUCCCCCUU